This is a messenger RNA of Exaiptasia diaphana, 3506 nucleotides long. RefSeq names its product trithorax group protein osa. The transcript has 4 exons. The record is from RefSeq and is a predicted model, not a curated record. NCBI's taxonomy places the organism in Eukaryota, Metazoa, Cnidaria, Anthozoa, Actiniaria, Aiptasiidae. Gene Ontology annotation, molecular function: protein-folding chaperone binding. The coding region runs from base 151 to 3147 and encodes 998 amino acids.
GACAAAAUGGAGGAUGUUUGAUGUGUAACCUUUCUCUCUCAUUUUGGGUAUAAACAAGUACUAUGCAGUCUUGUAUAGCGUCAAUAUACCAGAUACAAUUGCAUGAAAGCUGUUCUUGACGCCUGUAAUGUUGAUAGACUGUGAGCUACCAUGAAUCAAGAGUCAAUGUAUCUCGAACUACCCACUGGAUGGGAGAUGAAGAUCGACCCAAGAACUGGCCGACCGUUUUUCAUCGAUCACAUCACAAGAACGACAUCAUGGAAUGACCCAAGGGAGUUUAGAAAUAAUGCAGGAUAUGAAACCUUUAAGCAAAAUAAACCACCUGACACUUCGCCCAAGCAGUCUAUCAAUAAUAACGAUUUAAAAACUCAGCAACCCUCAAAGUCACAGUUAAUCCAUAACCAAGAAGGCCAGUCUGCUGCCCAGUCUUCAGCUCAGUCAUCUAAUCAAAUAAAACACUUCUUUGACACUCCAAACUCAAACUUUCAAGCUUGGCUAAGGGUUAACCAUCCUAGUUCUAAGAUACCAGUGCCAUCAUCAAUGUAUCCAAACAUGCAGGGAUUACAACAAGGACAAGCUGGCUAUGCUCCUGAACAACCCCAUGGGUACCCCCCUCAGAAUAUAAGCAUGCAUCCAUCUCAGACUCCUUCAACGCCAUUACCAGGAAUUCAACCACCACAUUCAGGAAAUUCCAUUACAACUGAAUAUGAUAGCAAUGCAAAAAUGCAAGAUUCGCAGUACUCUCCAUAUGGGCAAAGUUCAUUGGGACAGCAACCGGUGCYGAGUUCAGUAACCAGCAUGCAAUAUGGAUCUCCUGGUGGKCAAUAUCARCAGUAUUCCCAUGAUACUGGAAAAUCAAUUCAGACCAGCCAAUCUCCACAGUAUCCUACUGGGCCAAAUAUGCGACUAUCUCAACCAAAUCCAAGUCAAAUAGUAGGACCACAUCAAACACCAUAUUCAAAUGGCCAGCAGAUAAACAUGCCUCAACCUGGACAACCAGGUAGCAUGGCUGCACAACCAAGACACCCGAUGCCUACUAAUAGUAUGCAAUCAUUGUCUGGAUAUCCUAAGUCACCAGGUGGCAUUGACCAGAUACCUGGUCAGCCAGUUAUGAAUAGCAGUCCUUUCCCACCACMCAAUCAAACAAAYAGUAUGACAACKGCUGGACAGCCAGUAGCAACUAAUGGUAUGCCACAGGCUCAAUCAACCAUGGGACAGCCAAUGAGGUCAUCUCCACARCCAUUCCAACCAAUGGGACCAUCAUUUGAACAGCCUAUGGCAUCUAAUAGUGUACUUCAAAACUCAAAUCARCCUCCACAGCCUGYGACGCCUAAUAAURUACCUCAGUCAUCAGCUUUACCRACUGYRGGAAUGGAAGCUGCAUAYAGGCAGCCUGUGGCWRCCAAUASCRUGCCAUAUAAUCAACCUAUGGUGWCUUCYGSUACUAUGUCGCAAGCAGGACAGCAGUCAACUUUACAGUCAUCUACAGGACAUCCUAUGGCUACAAAUACUUUGCCGCAGUUCAUGUCACAUCCUAUGACAUCUAUCGGGCAGCCUAUGUCAACAAAUUCUUUGCCAUCAUCGACUUCACAGCCUGUKAURSAGCCCAACAACACAACUCAGUCAUCAGGUUGGCMAACAAGUCAAACACAASCUACUUCACCAASUAAUGUGAACUAUCAACCUUAUUCACAAGUACAAGAUACUGUUACAAAUAGUAGCCCAGUUYUACGUCAAACUUCUAUGACGAGUAACUACCAACAGCCUAACCCAGCUAACAAUAUUCCGUAUUCAGGAGCUCAGCCAAUGUCUACUAUAAGUAGWUCAGUGYCACCAGCUCAAUCUACUAUGACAAGCAGCUACCAGCAACCUAUUGCAACUGGCAAUAUGCCAUAUUCAGGAGUACAGCCUAUGGCUACUAAUACUAGUUCAGUGCCACCAGCUCRGCCUACUAUGGCAAGCAGCUACCAGCAACCUAUUGCAACUGGCAAUAUACCAUAUUCAGGAGUACAGCACAYGCCUAGUCCAGUGCCACCAAWGUCUACUAGUAGCAUGCAGCAGCCRUCUGAACAACCUACCACACCUUAUCAACAAGCUGUAAACAGUGGCAUUCAACAACAGGCAUCACAGCCUAUGGCAUCAAAUAUGCCGAAGCAAUAUGGACAACCAGGGACAAUGCCAUAUAAUCCACCCCCACAACAAAUACCAACUAGCAACCUUUAUCCUCAACAGCCUACCCAACCAAAUUCCUAUCAGCUGGCCAAUCAAGGAAAUAGUUAUCAAGCUGGGCAAUCAAUGACAACUUUGAACUAUGCACAACAACCCAAUGCGUCAAAUCCUCAAUCAGUACAACCUCWGAGGAACUCAGACUAUUCUCAACAAUGGCGUCCACCUAAUCCUCAACCUGGRCCCCCAAUGACAGGUAUAAACUAUGUUCAACAACCCAGUGGGCWUUCACAACAGCAACAAGGAAGUAUGAGUCAACCACAAUUUCCAGGUCAKCCUGGYAAUAGYCCUCAAGUGUAUGGACAACAGGGCAUCUAUCCACCAGGUACAACKUACCAACAACAACCAUCCACACAGGGUUAYAACCAAGCUCCACAAGCAAAUAACCGACCAGGAAUGUACCCUGCAUUACCAGAAACACCUGGAAUGAACCCAGCAUCCUAUAGUGGUCCAGGAACUAAUGUCAUACAAGGACAACCUGGGGUAACUUACCCUCAGUACCCUUACUCUCAAAACCAAACCCAAYCARGCUACMCAACAAUGGCUUCAGUGGGGAACAAUACCCAGGCAUAUAGCACUAGUGCAGCCCCUCCUAGUCAAGCACCAGGCACAGGGUACCCAGUAUCAUCAGGAUACUCCACACCAAAUUCCUAUUCUAAACACAAUGAAAAGGUSAAGAAAACGAGAAUUGAGAUGAUUGAUCGUGUACUAUGUCGUGCAACUCAGUUGGAACCAAAGGUUUUUGGGUUCAAUGGGAGAAGAGGUGAUAAGGAGUUCCUGGGUUUGGAGGAAGAACUAACAAGAUGCAUAUUAGAGCUUGAUAAAGUACAGACUGAUGGUAUUGAAGACAUUAGAAUUGCUAGGAAGUCUGCAAUUCAAAGAGUGCAAUACUUGAUCGAUUAUUUAGAAGGAAAAGACUGAUGUAAUGGAAAAGGUGAAACACUUGCAAAAAAAUAGCAUGCUUUUAUUUCGUAAUUGUUUUUAGAUUGCAAAAGACUUUGCUGGCAAAAUUGUAUGUUAAAGUUUUGCAUAGAAAUCUGUUAAAUAAUCCAAAUAUCAGCUCAUUCAAUGAACUUGUAAUUCAAUGUAAUAUACUCAAUCCACCACAAUUGCUAUUAACAUAGUAAAUGACUGAUGCAUAAGCAGCUGUACGCUGAAAUGCAGCCAGUCACAAGGUUGAUCCUUGGGUUUUGGGCCGGAUAUUAUACACUACACUGUAUGUAUGGUAUUAYGUUAUCCACCAUUUUUGCAAUAUUAUUAAAUGAUCGAUUAUAUUUUUA